AUGGGACCACCAACCGUUUUAUCCUGUGAAGAAGAGAAUAGAAUUAAACAGUGGAUAAUAGAUAAGGCUUGUAUUGGAUAUCCUAUGCAUCCUAACAUAGUUAAAAGUGCUAUAAAAAAUGUUCUGGACAAAGCUCCACGUCCCAAUUGCUUUAAAAAUAACAUGCCUGGUCAAAAAUGGUUAAAAUUAUUUCUUAAAAGGCAUCCAGAGAUUGGCUUAAAAUAUGCAGAAGUGUUGUCUAGAAGUAGGGCUUCAGUUACUGAAGAAAAUAUUAGACAAUGGUUUGCAGAAUUAAAAACCUAUUUAGAAAAAGAAAAUGCUUCUGAUAUUUUAAGUAACUCUUCUCGUAUCUACAACAUGGAUGAGACAGGGAUGCAGUUAUGUCCCAAAACUGGAAAACUAUUAGGAGCAAGAAAUAAAAAAAAUAUGUAUGUUAUUUCACCAGGACAAGAAAAAGAAAGCAUAACAGUUCUUUGCACUUAUAGUGCUGAUG
This is a messenger RNA of Pseudomyrmex gracilis, 493 nucleotides long. RefSeq lists its product as uncharacterized. The transcript has a single exon. The annotation marks the transcript as partial. Lineage: Eukaryota; Metazoa; Arthropoda; Insecta; Hymenoptera; Formicidae. The record is from RefSeq and is a predicted model, not a curated record.